GCAGGAAAUUGCUGAUUUUAGUCAGUACACACACACCUCACCCAGCUCCAUCACCUGAAGCAUCCCCAAACCACAGAACAUUAUUUAGCCACACAGAGAGACAGCAAAACGUCCAACAUCUGGGAAGCUUUGUAAGGAUGCCAUAUCUUCUCAUCAACACACUACUCCGCCUGGUGACGGGUCCAACAAUGGUUGGUGAUGAGUUUUCAGACCCAUCCAUAAUAAACUACUUAGGAGCCAGAAAGACAAACAAAUUGGGGAACAACUUUUGGGAGUACCAUGUGGACGAGCCUCCCCGGGUGGUUCUGGACAAGCUGGAGAAGGUGGGCUUCUCUGUGGUGACCAUGACAGGCGUUGGGUCAACACUGGUUUGGUGUCUAAACAAGGACACCAUCAUGUGAAAGUUGUUACUAACCACUUGGUCUCGCUGCAACAAUGCAUGAGUGUUUUCACCAGUCAGUUAGACUUGUACUAUUGCAUUCACUGUGUGUUUGUUGAUUGGAGGGGUGUCUAUGGUCAGUGAUAACUUGGGUAAGGAUAUACUGUAUGCUUUUUCUCUAGAACAUAUGUCGGUGUAAUUUAAUUGUUGAUUAUAUAAUAUGACGUGGCUACAGUAUUUGAUGUGCCUGCAGUACUGAUGUCAUAGUGUAUUUACAGUAAAAUAUCAUUUGGAGACAUUCAAACAAAUUGCACUUUGAUGUAGCUACAUUCACUACUGUACAUACAGUCCUCUGUCUAUGUUACUAAAUUGUUGCUUGUGACAAAUCCUAUAGUAUGUUGCACAUUUGGUAUCAUGUAUUUUUUAAGGCCUCAAUAAAUCCUAAAAUAAAAAUAG
Molecule: messenger RNA, 835 nt
Organism: Salvelinus fontinalis (brook trout)
Lineage: Eukaryota; Metazoa; Chordata; Actinopteri; Salmoniformes; Salmonidae
Product: GTP cyclohydrolase 1 feedback regulatory protein-like
Exons: 3
Coding region: 138-401 (87 amino acids)
Biological process (GO): negative regulation of biosynthetic process
Cellular component (GO): nucleus; cytoplasm
Molecular function (GO): GTP cyclohydrolase binding
Source: RefSeq, a predicted model, not a curated record